Tupaia belangeri chinensis (Chinese tree shrew) is the source of this 6853-nucleotide messenger RNA. RefSeq names its product kinesin family member 2A (gene KIF2A). Gene Ontology annotation, cellular component: microtubule. Gene Ontology annotation, molecular function: ATP binding; microtubule binding; microtubule motor activity. The record is from RefSeq and is a predicted model, not a curated record. NCBI's taxonomy places the organism in Eukaryota, Metazoa, Chordata, Mammalia, Scandentia, Tupaiidae. The transcript has 20 exons. Gene Ontology annotation, biological process: microtubule depolymerization; microtubule-based movement. The coding region runs from base 18 to 2171 and encodes 717 amino acids.
GCCGAAUACAUCAAGCAAUGGUAACAUCUUUAAAUGAGGAUAAUGAAAGUGUAACUGUUGAGUGGAUAGAAAAUGGAGAUACAAAAGGCAAAGAGAUUGACCUGGAGAGCAUCUUUUCUCUUAACCCUGACCUUGUACCUGAUGAAGAAAUUGAAGCCAGUCCAGAAAUACCUCCACCUCCAACAUCCUCAGCCAAAGUAAACAAAAUCGUAAAGAAUCGAAGGACUGUGGCUUCUAUUAAGAAUGACCCUCCUCCAAGAGACAAUAGAGUGGUUGGUUCUGCACGUGCACGGCCUAGUCAGCUUCCUGAACAGUCUUCUUCUGCACAACAGAAUGGUAGUGUUUCAGAUAUAUCUCCAGUUCAAGCUGCAAAAAAGGAAUUUGGACCCCCUUCACGUCGAAAAUCUAAUUGUGUGAAAGAAGUUGAAAAAUUACAAGAAAAGCGAGAAAAAAGGAGACUGCAACAACAAGAACUUAGAGAAAAAAGAGCCCAGGAUGUUGAUGCUACAAACCCAAAUUAUGAAAUUAUGUGUAUGAUCAGAGACUUUAGAGGAAGUUUGGAUUAUAGGCCUUUAACAACAGCAGAUCCGAUUGAUGAACAUAGGAUAUGUGUUUGUGUAAGAAAACGACCACUGAAUAAAAAAGAAACUCAAAUGAAAGAUCUUGAUGUAAUCACAAUCCCUAGUAAAGAUGUUGUGAUGGUACAUGAACCAAAACAGAAAGUAGAUUUAACAAGGUACCUAGAAAACCAAACAUUUCGUUUUGAUUAUGCCUUUGAUGACUCAGCUCCUAAUGAAAUGGUUUACAGGUUUACUGCUAGACCACUAGUAGAAACCAUAUUUGAAAGGGGAAUGGCUACAUGCUUUGCUUAUGGGCAGACUGGAAGUGGAAAAACUCAUACUAUGGGUGGUGACUUUUCAGGAAAGAACCAAGAUUGUUCUAAAGGAAUUUAUGCAUUAGCAGCUCGAGAUGUCUUUUUGAUGCUAAAGAAGCCAAAUUAUAAGAAGCUAGAACUUCAAGUAUAUGCAACCUUUUUUGAAAUUUAUAGUGGAAAGGUGUUUGACUUGCUAAAUAGGAAAACAAAAUUAAGAGUUCUAGAAGAUGGGAAACAGCAAGUUCAAGUGGUGGGAUUACAAGAACGGGAGGUCAAAUGUGUUGAAGACGUACUGAAACUUAUUGACAUAGGCAACAGUUGCAGAACAUCUGGUCAAACAUCUGCAAAUGCACAUUCAUCUCGGAGCCAUGCAGUAUUUCAGAUUAUUCUUAGAAGGAAAGGAAAACUACAUGGCAAAUUUUCCCUCAUCGAUUUGGCUGGAAAUGAAAGAGGAGCUGACACUUUCAGCGCGGACAGGCAAACCAGGCUUGAAGGUGCUGAAAUUAAUAAAAGCCUUUUAGCACUCAAGGAGUGCAUCAGAGCCUUAGGUAGAAAUAAACCUCAUACUCCUUUCCGAGCAAGUAAACUCACUCAGGUGUUAAGAGACUCAUUCAUAGGUGAAAACUCUCGUACCUGCAUGAUUGCCACAAUCUCUCCAGGGAUGGCAUCCUGUGAAAAUACUCUCAAUACAUUAAGAUAUGCAAACAGAGUAAAGGAGUUUGGAAUUAGUCCAUCAGACAUUCCCUUCUCACAGGGUAGUGGCAGUCGCCCUGAUCUCUCUCCUUCUUAUGAGUAUGACGACUUUUCUCCUUCGAUUACCAGGGUAAAAGAAUUGACUGUAGAUCCCACUGCUGCUGGUGAUGUCCGUCCAAUAAUGCACCACCCACCAAACCAGAUUGAUGACUUAGAGACACAGUGGGGUGUGGGGAGUUCUCCUCAGAGAGAUGAUCUAAAACUUCUUUGUGAACAAAAUGAAGAAGAAGUUUCUCCACAACUGUUUACUUUCCACGAAGCUGUUUCACAAAUGGUAGAGAUGGAAGAACAGGUUGUAGAAGAUCACAGAGCAGUAUUUCAGGAGUCUAUUCGAUGGUUAGAAGAUGAAAAAGCUCUCCUAGACAUGACUGAAGAAGUAGACUACGAUGUAGAUUCAUAUGCUACACAACUUGAAGCUAUUCUUGAGCAGAAAAUAGACAUUUUAACUGAGCUGCGGGAUAAAGUGAAGUCUUUUCAUGCAGCUCUACAAGAAGAAGAACAAGCCAGCAAGCAAAUCAACCCGAAGAGACCCCGUGCCCUUUAAAUCGGCAUUUGCUGCUAAAGGAUCCCCAGAACCCUCAUUACUGGAACAUACAAUGGUUUAGCUGUAAGGGCCCCUUGAAAGUUUUGAAAUUUUAAGUGUCUGUGGAAAAUGUCUUGUCCUUCACCUAAAUGACAUUUCAGUUUUGUGAAACACUCCUUUGUGUACAAAAUGCUUCUAGUCCAGGAGGCACAACCAAGAAUUGGGAUUAGUGAAGCAUUUUGUUUCAUCUGCCCAAAUGAUUUACUUUUGGAGAUCCUUGCCAGUUUUAUUUUCUAUGUGAUUAAAUAAGAUUGUGGACUUGAUCCAGAGGUGGAGAGUAGGGGGAAGCCACAGGAUUUCCUUUUAACUCCGUUCAAUUUUUGUAGCGAGACAAGUUUCAGAUCCUUUGCGUGCAUGCAUACCUCAUCGGUGAUUGUACAUACCUUGCCCACUCCUAGACAGCUGUGCUCUCCUCUUCCUGCUUUGUGCCUUGACUAAGGCUAUCGACCCUAAAUUUCUGAAGCACAGCCAAGAAAAAUUACAUUCCUAAUUUGUCAUUGUAAAUUACCUUUAUCGUGUGUACAUUUUUACUGUAUUUGAGACUUUUUGUGUGUGACUAGUUAAUUUUGCAGGAUGUGCCAUAUCAUUGAACGGAACUAAAGUCUGUGACAGUGGACAUAGCUGCUGGACCAUUCCAUCUUAUAUGUAAAGAAAUCUGGAAUUAUGAUUUUAAAACCACGUAACAUGUGAUUAUAAUUUUCUUAGCAUUUUCUUUGUAAAGAACUAAAAUAUAAACUAGUUGGUGUAUAAUAAAAAGUAAUGAAAUUCUGAAAAGAGUUUUAUCUUAGGAUAAUACAUAUAUAUGCAGUGUGUGUGCCAGUGUGGUAUUAACAAGAUUAAUAGUGCAAUUUGAUCCUUACAGAUACCAUUACUUGAGUUGAAGUGUUCAUUAGCACCCCAAAAUAUACCUUAAUGUACUGUUACAGGAAAUUGGCUUCUGAUGCAUGAACAUUUACAUGUACCUUGAAAGUAGUCCUUAAUAGGAGAUAGUUUAAGCCAAGAGUAGACAGUACAUAACUCCCUUGCAAAAGAAUUAAGCUGUAAGAGUUGACUUUGCCUUGAAAGGCAGAUCUAACCCAAGCUCCACCUAGUACCUAAAAUAUGGUAUUUCACCAUUAAUUGGUGAGAAUCAUUAAAUUCUCACCAAUAGAUUGGUGUAGGGCAUGCUACUUUUUAAAUGGCAGCACUUAUUUUUACAGAUUGCUAUUCCAAGAAGAAAACUGGCCACUUUUCAUGUAAAUAUUUUGUUAAAAGAUUUAUAUAGCUCUCUAGGAGUUUUCCCUCUGUUCCCAGGAAAGAGUCCUGGAGUAGAUUAACAACCAAAAAACUCCUAAGGGUACAUUGUUUUGAUUUACUCUACUACUAGGGAACUACAAGCUCAUUCACCUGGGCCUAAGGGAAGCUAUGAAUAGAGAGUCACAUGAGCCAGAUUCUCUACUUCACUGUUCAUAAAACUCCAAGUUGUGAGAAAUCCUAACACCAUGGUGAAAAGUUCUAUAAACAUGAAAUCUGAAAUAAAUGUAGAUUUUCAAAAUAAUGCUUAUUAAUAAAUGAAAUUUAUGGAAUGAGUUUUAGAGGUAAUUUACUUCAAUACAAUCACCUUUGUUUUGGAAGGGACUCAGGUUUUCUUGCGGUUGUAAGAUAUAUUCUAUUUGUGUUUAUUUUGAAAAGAAGAAGAAUGGAACUGUUAUUAUUGACCUUGGAGAGGCUGUCAAAAAAAAGGUAGUUUUUUGAGACUAACCAACAUUCAAAGGGCAAUAAAGACAUAUGAACUUGCUCAUUUUAAAGCACAACAGAUUCGUUUUACCAUUUGCAUUAGAUGGGUACUAUCUUUGGAAGGUCUCCUUAUAGACAAGUACGCUGCCUUAUACUAUAAUGCCUUUAUUUUGAUCAAUAGACAAGGUAUUUAAAAAAAUUAGUACCAGAAAGUAUCUUGGAGGUAGGUAGUGUAAUAUAGUCCUUCAGUUUUAUGGAUAGAGAAAACUGAAGGCCAGAAAAGGAAUUAAAUCUCGACAGUUUACAGGCAUAAAGGGAAAUAACCUAAGCAAGCUGAAAUAAAUCUUAAAUUUUUCUAUAAGGAUAGAGAUGGUACAAGUAGUCUGGUGAGAUUAAAAGAAAUCCAUCCUUAUGUAUAGUUAAUAUUCAUGAAACAAAAGUGGCUAAUGCCAUGAAGUAAUGAAUUGUUUUAUUCUGGAUUAAAUAUUAAUACUCUCUCAGACUUAAAAGCUGAUAUUCCUAUUAGUAAGUAAUUAAGACCAUACAAUAUUUUAAUUAUAACAUUUUCUAUGUGACCUUGAAGCCAGUUUUCAAACAGAAUCUGGGCAAACAAAUUAUCCUCCCCUCUAGGUUUACUCUGUGUACCUUUGCUAAAUUAAUUGGCAGUCCUCCUAUUGAAUUAGGUAUUAAAAAAGCCAAAUAUCAAGGAAGUUAUUUUUAUUAAUUUUAUUAUAUAAAUAAAAUAGUUUCAAUAAUUAUUUUAUUAAAGUAUAUUAACAGCACUUAGUAUUAUAUUGGUUUAAACAUAGUAGCUAACAAAAAUUUUUAACAUCUUUUGAAAUUCUCAGUCCAUAGUUUUAAAAUAGCUUGAAACUAUGCAUCAGGUAUAUAUAUGAUAACAUACUGGAAAUUUUAAUUAUCCAGAAGUCAUAUGAAUACUGUGAACAUGUAGUUGUGAAAAAAAAAUUUUUUUUUUUUUUUGAGUUGAAGGCAGAAGUCUUAACUUUAAAGCCUGUUUUGAUUUGUAAAGCCCUUCGAAGUUUGGUUAAACCUAUUAUUUCUCUAAGAAAAACCAUAAUUUUAUAGUUUCAUUCUAGUUGAGCUUCCUCACUGUACAGGUAAGAGAUCAUGUCCAGAAUAUGCCUGGCACUGCACGGCGGCAGUAGCCAAGUCAGGCUUAUCCAGAACACGAAUGUAGUCCAUGAUUCUAUAGGAUAGCUAAAGAGGUUGGCAAUAAUGGAAGAAACUGUAUAGGAUAAACAGCAAAAAGAAUGAGAAGCAAAGUAAAAACAUUUUAAGAAAUGAUUGUUUUGCUGUACAUGUGAAUAACAUGUGAAAAUGGUAAUGGGAACUAUGUGACUAAGCACAUUUAAUUAUUUUACUACUUGAACAGAGCUGAAGGCCUAUAGAGGGCCUCACAGUAAACAGAAAUGUAACAUCUUUAUUACAACAAUUAGAAAUGGUUAGUUUAGGUGUAAAAAUUGUGCGUAUCUGCGGCUCUUGAAGAGUAUGUAUAAAUUGGACCCUGCCCUAUGUUAUACAUUAGAAACCAAAGCUAAAAAACUUGCCACCUUAAAAAUUCAGAGCAAAAAACAGUGACAACAAUAUUAAAUCAAAAUAGUUAAGCAAAUUAUGUCCCAGUGGAGCAAAAGCAUAGGUUAUCUUCUUAAAUAUAUGAAAAAUAUAGAAUUCAUUUCCUUUCUUGACCUUGAAUAAUUUAUCUUCCAAAUGCCUAGGAAAAAUGGAUACCUUCUGCAUUGAAUCCAUGUAGCAGUCUGAAAAAAGAAACCAAAAGGGAUGGUAUUUGAAAAGCUAAUUUGUAGCACAUAAUGAUACAAUAGUUCUAUACUAUUCCAAUAGGAACAGAUCAGCUUACUUAUGCAGCCCACCCAUUCCUAGCACUAGUCAUUAAAGAAACCUUACUCUUCAGUGAAAUUAUAGAUUGGUUAAACCCAUGUCACAUUGGUGCCUCUUUCAUUGUAGCCUAAUGUCUUAAGUUAUAAUGGAUUUAACUAGAAUUAUCUUAUACUUCUGCUAUCCCAGGCCUAAGAGCUCAGCAGCAUUCAUUUCAACAUGGUAACUAAAGAUGCUGUUUGGGAUUAGAGGCAGAAGUCAGAUGAAUAUCCAAUCUUAAAUACCCAUUCUUCCUUGAAAAGUCACUGAGGUUCAAGGUAAAUACAUAUUUUUUCACUCUGGAUAUUUAUGUACUUGACAGAUUCCAGUCAGUAAACUACAGAUAGUCAGUAACCUUGAGAAAAUUUAGUGACAGUGAAGGAAGAGAAAAUACUUCUAUUGAGACCUGAGAUUAUUUCCAUGCCACCUCAGGAACAGGUCAAGUGAACUGAAAUGUCUGAAAGAGCAAAGUGUAGGUAGGUACUUGUGAAUAGUAUUCAACUCCUAGGAUUAACAUCUAAUAAAGACUCAGUAGUACUGCUAGCCAGCCAAUUAAAAUAGAAACUCCAUUUGUCUUAGGUAUCUAGAACUGUGUUUCCAACAUAGAAAAAGUCAAACCAAUGACUUUUACAAUAAACUACCCUCAUUUUUUAUUCAGCCUCUAGAACAUGGAAGCUUUAAAAGUGAAUUAGCUAGUAGGCAAGAUUUCUAAAAGCAUUAACAGUGAUUAAAAACAAGUACAGGUUAGUAAUAACCUGGGUAAUUAAUUGAAGUCAUGCUGUUUUCAUAAGACUUAUUUGUUUAUUCAAAGAAAACAAAUUUUGGUCUAAAUUGGCUAGAUAAUUAUGACACCCUUUAACUGAAGAUGUGCAUAACUUGUCUCAGGUCACAAAGCAACUAACUAUAUUACUAGAUGGACAACCACAUAUGAUUGUAGUGGACAUUACUUCAUGCUAACAGUCUAUUUAACAAGAGCUAUUCCCAGUAAGAAAGAAUCAGAUCCAGUUAAAUGUAUGUUUUUUUCCUACCUUACA